Messenger RNA from Vittaforma corneae ATCC 50505, 579 nucleotides. RefSeq lists its product as uncharacterized. Gene Ontology annotation, molecular function: ATP binding. The record is from RefSeq and is a predicted model, not a curated record. NCBI's taxonomy places the organism in Eukaryota, Fungi, Microsporidia, Nosematidae. The coding region runs from base 1 to 579 and encodes 192 amino acids. The transcript has a single exon. Gene Ontology annotation, cellular component: membrane.
AUGCAAAAUGCAAUUAAUAAGACAAGGCGAUACAUCGAGCAGUACAUAACAAGCGUGAGAUGGUUGAGAAAUUUAAUGAUUCCGGCUCUUGUUGCAUUGGUUACUUAUAAUUUUUUUGAAAUUAGAAUUUAUCAAACGAUGGCUGAUGUCACGAAUAAAGACAGCGAAGGAAAUUCAAAGAUAAAAUCUGCAAUGAUGUUUUGUGUGUAUUUUGUCGUUGGAUACACCAUAAAACUAGGCUAUGAGUUAUUUAAUGCCUACUUUGUUGCUUGUUCAAUCAAAAAUGCACUAACAAAUUUUUUUGGCGAUUACCUGAAAAUUAGUUACCAAAGCUUUACAAAAAUAGGAAUUGGCGAGGCCCAGUACAAUAUUAACAGAAGAGUAUUUGCCUUGAUAGAGUUUCUUUCGUCGGUUUGUGUGGAUUUUGCAUCGAAUUUUCUAUUUUUUCUUAUCGCCAUCGGAAGUCUUGGAAACGAAAUUAAAAGUGCUAGGCUAAAAGGCAAUUUCACUCUUGUGCAUUCUUGCAUUUAUGACUUUUUCGGUUAUUGCCCAGUUUCUGAGAUCAAUUGCAAGAAUUAG